This is a messenger RNA of Amphibalanus amphitrite, 1221 nucleotides long. Its product is annotated as sugar transporter ERD6-like 6. The record is from RefSeq and is a predicted model, not a curated record. Lineage: Eukaryota; Metazoa; Arthropoda; Thecostraca; Balanomorpha; Balanidae. Gene Ontology annotation, molecular function: transmembrane transporter activity. Gene Ontology annotation, biological process: transmembrane transport. The coding region runs from base 655 to 1221 and encodes 188 amino acids. Gene Ontology annotation, cellular component: membrane. The transcript has 4 exons.
CCACUGCUGGUCCGAAAGGGCCGCCACAUCAGGAGCACAGGCGACGAUAAGACGGUUCGGUGUCACUCAAACGGACACCCGCAGCACCACGGGAGGUCAGCAGACCUCGAGAUAUCGGCCGAGGCGUCAGGAAUCCGACGGAACAGACUCAGCUGAGACAUAAUUAUAACCGUGAGACAGCCUCAGCAGUCUUCAAAAAACCCGGACUCAGCUGAGGCAUCAGACAGACGGAGGUGCAUAUCAGCCCCGUGAGUCGAGCCCACCCCGGCCGCUCAGCCUCAGCUUCGAGUCGCCUUGAAUCAAGUGAGACAGAUUCUCGACCCAACAACUAAGAAAAAUCUCAGGCUUGGAGCCAGUUUGAACUCAACAAGAACGCAUUUCCGAGCUCAGAUAAACCUUCAGUCAACAGAGACGAGCCAGUUUUGAAAUCACUCCGCCCCUGUGACUGGGGAGACAACUCCUCAGCCCAGUGGAACGAACAAGACACCGGAAGUCCUCCAACGCCUUCAGUUCAAGUCGGACUGACAAAAUCACGAUCUGACUAGUGCAGCAUAAAGGAAAUAGCCAGCCACCCGAUCUUCCACGAGGUUCAGCAGACGAAGCUGGCGAUACGGUGGUAGCAGCUCCAACUGAAGAAGACACAGGGGUCCAGCCAUGAGUCGAGCCCUGCUGGGACAGGUGGCGGCCGCGGUGGUGAUGUCGAUGACACCGUUCAUCUACGGCACGACGUUGAGUUUCGGCGGCCUGCUACUGGCCGAGUCGCAGCUGGCUGAGAGGGCCCGACUCACUAUCGGAGAUGCAGUCAUGAUCGCCGCCGCAUCAAACUUCGGACGCAUGGCCGCGUGCCUGCUCUCCGCCCAGCUGACCGACCGCCUGGGCGUGCUGCGGGUCAUCCAGCUCGGCACGCCCAUCAACCUGCUCGCCUGGCCUCUGAUGACCCUCACGAGCGGCCGGGGCACGGUGCUCGCCGGUUCGGUGCUGGCUGGUUCCGUGGUGGGCCUCACGGGCCUCACUGGAAGGCUGUACAUCGCAGAGGUGACGACGAGCCGGUACCGUCCUGUGCUCUGCUACCUGCCGGGGGUGGCGCUCGGCCUCGGACUGCUGCUUAGUUUCUCCCUGAGCGCCCUGAUACCGUGGCGGUACGCGGUCAUCGUCUGCGGCAUCGUGCCGUCCGUGGUGCAGGUCGUCGGCACGCUGCUGCUGCCCAACUCACCCAGGUGA